Messenger RNA from Saccostrea echinata, 1137 nucleotides. Its product is annotated as universal stress protein YxiE-like. Bases 148 to 612 code for a protein of 154 amino acids. The transcript is spliced from 4 exons. The record is from RefSeq and is a predicted model, not a curated record. Lineage: Eukaryota; Metazoa; Mollusca; Bivalvia; Ostreida; Ostreidae.
GCCCAUUCUUUCUUCACGGACUAUUAAUAUGCGCGACUGGCGUAGCCUCAAUGUUGUAACGGAAGUCAAUGAACUGCAUCUUGUUCUAUAAAUUAUAUAGAGAUUCAUUUUUUUUCUUACAUUCUGGACUAAUCUGUUCUGAGUGCCAUGGCGGACAACGGAAACAAGCGGAAAGUAAUGAUCGCUAUGGAUGGGAGUGAAUACUCCGAGGGGGCACUGAAAUGGUUUGUAAAAAAUUUGUAUAGAAAAAAUGAUGAUGACGUCAUUGUACUUCACGUCACAGAUCAUAGAGACUCCAUGUCCUAUUCAUCUCCUUGGAUGCCUGUUGAUCCAGCACUCAUCACUCUGGCAUUCCAAAAGGAGGAGGAAAAGGCGAAAAUCACAAUCAAGAAAUUGGAUGCAAUAAUUAUGGAUGCUGGGCUCCAAGCAAACGUUGUAAGAGCGCACGGCAAUCCCGGAGAACAGAUAGUCAAAAAGUCUGAAGAGCUUGGAAUCACCAUGAUAAUUAUCGCCUCGCGUGGACUGGGAACGAUCAGGCGGACUAUAAUGGGAAGUGUCAGCGAUUAUGUGGUCCACCAUUCGUCCAUCCCCGUUAUUGUAUUUCGUAAUUAACAAACGGCUUUACCAGAAAUAUCAGGGAUGAACUUUUUUAAUGUGUUCAAGACACAUACUGUACCUGUGCCAUUUUUAUCAACAUUUUAUGUUGGACUGCCUUUUGACUUGGUGUAUUGACUAAUAAUUGAAAUAAGGUACUAGACUGAUGGGAGAAAAUUGAAUUAAAGUUUCUAAUAAUCUACAAAAACAAAUUGCAAAGGUAUACCCACUAAGCAUUAAUUUGUAUGAAUUUGUGAGUGGAAUAUGUUUUUCAAUGAAAAAACUUAGGUCCUCAGUUUCAUUUGAAGAACAUAUCUGUACUGUGGUUUAUUUCGAAAAAGUAAAAGCCUUCAAAGUGACUCUGCAGGAAUGUGGUACUUUAAUAAAAGUGUCUACCGCAUUCCUUUAUUUAAAAAUUUUCUUUUCAUGUAUUUGUUCCAUUUCAUUUCUAUAACUAUUUUUGAAAGGAAGUUUAUGUUUUUUUUGUUAAUUUGAUCUAUUUUGAUCAAUAAAAAUGAUUACAGCAAUCUUAAAAAUUUAAAA